GUGAUUUAAAAAAUGGUGGUUAUUGGACAUUGGAACGUUGCCGCUACUACCACUACUAAGUGAUUGAGUGACGGACGGCUGGCUGCUGACGUGCGCUCGGCUUCGACAGCGACAGACGGAACGGAGACGGACGUGCUGCCAGUACGCGGCAAGCAGCGCAUUAAUGGCAAGGAUUUGUUGAGACGACGAUUGAACAUUGCACGGUAUAUCCUGGCAGGAUUUGAAGACUUUGACCACAAACUUCCGAUGGACAUGUUGAUGCGAUAACGCAAGACGACCCGCAAGAGACAGACAUCACUCACGCUACGGUGGCAUAUUGUGGCAACAGACAGGAUAAAGACGCAAUCGACGCAACCUACAGAUCCCGGAACUUCCCAGAACACUCAGUCACAUUGCAAAUUCCUGGGCUUCCCCUGUUUUUUUCCUUCCGGCUGGCUGGUUCCAGGCUUCCAAAUCCCAACCGUUAUUACCCUACUUGCUCCGAGCCGAAGCGCUAUCCCGUACAGCCCUGGUGCGGUGCAAAAUGAUGGCAUCCUGUUCGUCGUUUAACAAGCACAUCUUCCUCAAUGGUGGACCGCCGAGCGAGACGACGAGCGAAAUCUCGUCGGUCGAGAGCGAUUGGGGCGAUCUGCGGCUGAUUGCGGCGCAGCUGGGCGUCGCCAAUCCGGACGAUCUGCACGUGGAGCGGUUCAAGGUCGACCGGCAGAAGCUGGAAGACAUGAUAAAGGUGGAAACAUAUUCAGAGGGAAUGAAUAGUGCCGAGGAGUUCUUCACGAAUAUCAUGAAGGAGACCACCACCUAUGUCAGCUGGCCCUGCCGGUUGAAGAUCGGCGCCAAGACGAAGAAGGAUCCCCACAUCCGGAUCGUAGGCAAGAUGGCGGACGUGCUGCGGGCGAAGGAUAAAGUGAUGGCCCGGCUCGACUCCAGGGGUAGCCGCGUGAUCAUGAAGAUGGACGUCUCGUACACGGACCAUUCGUUCAUCAUUGGGCGGGGCGGCAACAACAUCAAGAAGAUUAUGGAGGAGACCGCCACCCACAUCCACUUCCCGGACUCGAACCGUUCGAAUCCGACCGAGAAGAGCAAUCAGGUGUCGAUGUGCGGCAGCAUCGAGGGGGUGGAACGGGCGAGAUCGCUGGUGCGCAACUCGACGCCGUUGCUGAUCUCCUUCGAGCUGCCGAUACUGGCGCCGGGCAAGACGCCGCCGGACAACGACACGCCGUACGUGAAGGAGAUCGAGGCGGAGUACGGGGUGCAGGUGAUCUUCUCCACCCGACCGAAGCUCCACUCGUCGCUCGUGCUGGUGAAGGGGUCGGAAAAGGAGGAGCGCAUGGUGAAGGAGGCGACCCGCCGGCUGAUGGACCUGAUGUGCGAGAAUAUGGCGAGCCAAAUACCGGUGCACAUGCAGCUGGAAAUCUCGACCCAGCAUCAUCCGAUCGUGCUCGGCCGGUCGUCGAGCAAUUUGCGUGAAAUUAUGAACCGCACCGGUACACAGAUAAUGUUCCCGGAUGCAAACGAUGUGAACAUCAAGCCAAUCAAGCGCUCCCAGGUGACCAUAACUGGCUCCAUAAACGGUGUCUACCUAGCGAGGCAGCAAUUAAUUGGAAGCCUCCCGAUAGCGCUCAUCUUCGACUACCCGGAGAACACGGUCGAUUCGGACGAAAUUACCAAGCUAAUGCUAACGCACGACGUGUUCAUCUCGGUGCGGCAAAAGUCCCGCCAGAGCACGCUCUGCAUCGUGAUCAAGGGCAUCGAGAAGUUUAUCGCCAACAUCUACGAGGCGCGCCAUCAGCUGCUGAAGGGCGGUGGGGCGCGCGUUGUCGCCGAAAUACCGCGCACGUACUUCGGGCCGAACGAGCACCCGCAGCAAACGAGCCAGAACAUAUCGGCACUGUUGGCGGGCCCGGUAGCGCCACCGUUCUCGCCGCUGUCACCCAUCAAUCCGCUACCGUUCGUCGGAUGGCCAACGCCAACGUCGGCGGCCGCGGCGGCGGCUGCGGUGGCGGCGGCUGCAGCGGCCGCCUCCCUGCCGUCGACUGAUUUUGCCUUCAGCCACAUGCGGGGUCAGUUCCAGAACUUCCACGUGCAUGGACCGGGCAAGAUGCCGGCGGGCCAUCAUCAUCAGCUGCUGCCGCUUUCGCUCCCGCCCGGGCUAGAGCGGGCAGUACCGGCAGGUAGUUCGGCCGGGAAGAUGAACCAGCUUUCCAGCCCCCAUUUGCUGUCCGUACCGGGGCACGGGGUCGGUGGUGGAGGCAGCGCAUCUUACCUACAAAAUCAGCAACACCAACAUCAUGCCCAGCAGCAGCAGCAGCAUCAUCACACGACGCAUUCGCACCAUCAACGCAAUCAGCAGCAUUCGAACGGGAACUGCUCGACUUCCACCAGCCUAACAGUGAGCCAGAACAGCAGCCACAACGAUAUCCAUUCGAGCGGCUACCAAAGCCUCAACUGUUCCAGCAACUCGCUCGACCAGCAGUUCCCGAGCAACUCGUCCGCGUCCGGCUCGGUGUCGCAGGUGUCCUCCAACUCGCUGCUGAACAGCUCGCCCGACCAUCAAAGUCCGGGCGCGGCCGGGACGAGCGGAUUGAACCGGUGCCGGCUUUCCGUCUGCACGCCGGAAAGUCCACACUACCAGUCGGAGCUGGAGCAACGAACGCCACUCGCGUUCGAGCAGAAGAGCUCCCUGGCCGACACGUUCCUGUUCAAUCUGGAUCCGCGCGUGGUGGCGGGUUACAAGGCGAUGCACAUGUCGCCCCAGCAGGGUGAAAUACGCACCCCGACGCUGUCCUGGCAGGGGCUCGGGCUAAGCCAGUCGUCGCCCGCCCCGCUCGAGGCGUGCGAUCUCAGCUGGGCCAACACGAGCAGCUCGAGCAGCACCGGAGGUGGUCGGGACGGUGGUGGCGGUAGCGGCUGCGCCAACACCAGUACGAGCAGCUCGAGCAGCGGGGCGGCUGAUUCGCGCCACAACAUGACGACCACCAUGAUUGAGGUGACACCGCGGCAUCAGCGCGAGCAGAUGUCCCAGUAUAACGACGUCACCACCAUCCUGACCGGGCUGGGGCUCGAGCACUACAUCAAGAACUUCAUCAACGGCGAGAUCGACAUGACCGUCUUCCAGACGCUCACCGAUCAGGAUCUGCUCAAUCUGGACAUUAAGCCGCUGGGGGCGCGCCGGCGCAUCCUGAUGGCGAUACACGAUCUGAGCGUCCGGCAGGGCGGUGGGCUGUUCGGGUCGUCCGCCCUGUCACCGUCGGCCCUACCGUCGUCACUGUCGCGCUUUUCCGGCUCGGCCGCACCCGGUGCAGAGCGCCGGAGCUCCAGUGGGCAGUAGGUUAAGGAGAGGCAGCCUACUCGACGGGUGAUGCGAUGUGGUGUGUGCGCGAGCGGCUGUCGCCUGAAGAGAGCGAGUUGUGCGCUUUAAUGGCAUGAGAUCCCGCGAAACGCGGAAGUAUUAAACACUAAUUAAUUAAACCUCGCGCUUAAUUAAUGAAGCGUCUUACAAUGCGGACGAUACGUUCCUGCAAAUUGCAAUAAUUGAACAUCGAGUGUGUACAAUCGAGUAGUUCGGGGCAGCGAAACACUAAAGGAUCCUGCCUCUUGAGUGUCCUUUAAAAUUGGAAUGCUUCGGAAAGUAUCAUUCGCUUGCACUCCAUCCAACCGUCUUCUGUCCAGCUGUCGCUGUCAUCCAGCGGGAGGCGAAAAUUGUGCCCUAAUCAUUGCAAAAGCAGAACCUCCCAAAAAAAAAGAUACACACACACGCAAGCGGAAAAGAUAAAAGGCUUCGGGCGAUGGUAACCGACGGGACAGCUGGAGUACUUUUGUGCUCAUCCGGACAGUGCACCGUCUCCGGCAGCGGUGGUGGUGGUUUGAAAUAAGAAGCUCAAUUUCCUCCCAACCAAUAAGGACCAAAGCAGAGACAGUCACACAAAGUACAAAGACAGCACGAAUUCGACCUGACAUAAGGAGGCAGCUGGCAGGACCGGGAAUUGGAACGUACAAUAAUUGCAAUUAAAUGCAACGGCAUCCGCUCGGCUAAUCCUGUUUCCCCGAACACGGUCCAAUAGUCCGGCGUUCCCACCCGGUGCCACACCGAAGUCAGUGGCUACCAGGGUGUGUGUGUGUGUGUGUGUGUGUGUGUGAGAUGAAGCCCAAACAAAGCGGGCAGCCAACAGCAACCGAUGUACCACGACGCAACUAGUCAACCGAGCAGCCACUGACACAGGCCGGCUCCUCAAGACAAGACAAAUCCGGAGUCGCUUUUUAAACUUGAAUUUCGUUUUAAUUCCAUUCACUCCUCCCACCAUGCCACGCUUCCGCGAGCAGCUAAGCAUCGAGUGUCGCUUCAUCUACUCCCUAUCCACCACGCUUCCGCCAUACGACUGCAGCGCCAUCUCGCGUCAAACGAGCGCAAGGCUCGCUUCGAUCGGUACCAGGCGGUACUACCGCAACACACUUUCACGCCCGUCGAGCGACUACUCUUCGCGCACAUCCUUCCUCCUUUUUGCUGCAUGAUUCUCGUCCUUUUGCUGACGCUUUUCUAAUUGCAUGCUUUUCAUACAGUUGCAUUGAUUUUAAUUUUGAAUAGAUACAAACCGCACACCCGCGUUGCAUCGCGCAUCGUACGACGGGAGGGUUGAUGGUGCCUUAGGCACGAAAUCAACUAAAACCCCGACGGCAGACACGGUGCGGGAUGGUGUUUGAAAAUAAUUUAUUUAAUACUACUUCGUUGACAUGCACUUUGUAAACAGCAAAGAAACACCAAGAGCACAACAACUAACGAUACGUUGAGAACUAGGGCAGUAGUUUUGAUAAUGAAGCUGUAGAGCGCUACCGUUCAUCAGCAGACUUUUUCUUCGGGCGUUUGCUUCCUAGUUUAACGAAACCUUUGCUUCCGCUGAUGAGGAGGAAUAAUGUAGGCAUGGUUUUUUUUAGCUCAGUGCACACCGUUCAUACUGCUUCCCAUCAGUAUCCGGCCUGGUUUCAUCAAGUUAUCGUCAACCCUCCCAAAUAACUGCAACCAACGUGUGUGCGGUUUGUCCAAAUUGUUGUGUUCUUCAUUAUUACUUUUUCCACCAGUCGUUUUAUCCAUUAGAACUAUAUUGUUUUUUUUCUAGCUUCUUCUCCUCUACACUUCUUAGAGAUUUUUCAAUUCAUUUAAAUUGUUACAAGUUAACAGAUUAGUGCAUGCGUAGCC
This is a messenger RNA of Anopheles merus, 5191 nucleotides long. RefSeq names its product protein bicaudal C (gene BicC). The transcript has 9 exons. Gene Ontology annotation, molecular function: protein binding; RNA binding. The record is from RefSeq and is a predicted model, not a curated record. NCBI's taxonomy places the organism in Eukaryota, Metazoa, Arthropoda, Insecta, Diptera, Culicidae. Bases 524 to 3328 code for a protein of 934 amino acids. Gene Ontology annotation, cellular component: cytoplasm.